GAGGCUAUAACUAAGGAUAAUCCACAUACUGUAGCUGGGACCACAUCCGGAUCUCCAGACUCUGGCAAUAACAAUAGUUCCAAUUCAGACCUCACAUUUCAUGAAGAUCAGAAUGACGGAAAUGAUAGGAUUGAUGAUUGUGAUGAUGUGUCAAACUAUGAUGAUGAUGAUGACUAUAUGUUUUACGAAAAUGAUGAUGAUGAUGAAUGUGAUUACUUGAGUAUGCAGGCACAAUUUGAUAAUGCUGAUUUGCCUGCUGGUGUUGAGGCAACGGUUUCUUGGUUAAAUGAACCUGCUUCCAGUUCAAAAGUGUCUUCCCAAGUUAGCUCUUCAAGUCAUCUUGCAGGUGCUCAGAGAUCGACUCCCACAAAUCCUGAUCAUGCAAGUAGUGGCUUUCCGCAGGUCCCUGCUUCAAGCAGUACUCUGGUGUCUGGAGGGUCAAAUUCUCGGGGAAAGGAAGAGGCGACUGAAGAUGAACUCAUGAAAAAGUAUCAAAGUUUUAAGCAUUUUGAUGUGGUAGAGGACUUCUCAGAUCAUCAUUACACUAACUUGGGCUUCCAGGGACAACAGCCACCUAAGGCCUGGAGUAAGAAAGUUCAGGAUGAGUGGAAAAUAUUGGAAAAUGAUUUACCUGAUACAAUAUAUGUAAGGGUCUGCGAAGCAAGGAUGGAUCUCCUCAGGGCUGUCAUCAUUGGACCACAAGGCACUCCAUACCAUGAUGGUCUCUUUGUCUUUGAUGUCCUGUUCCCUCAAAAUUAUCCUGAUGUGCCACCAAUGGUUUACUACUAUUCUGGCGGUUUGAGACUAAAUCCCAACUUGUACGAUUGUGGUAAAGUUUGUCUCAGUCUUCUUAACACUUGGACUGGUAAAGGUAAUGAGAAGUGGUUGCCCAAGACAUCCACCAUGCUGCAAGUCUUGGUUUCGAUACAAGCUCUAAUUUUGAAUGCAAACCCUUUCUUUAAUGAGCCUGGAUAUGAAACUUCAUAUGCUGGACGCGAGGGAGAGAAGAGAUCUUACGCUUACAAUGAAGAUGUUUUUGUUCUAUCUUUGAAAACAAUGACUUAUACAUUGAGGAGGCCACCAAAGCAUUUUGAAGACCUUGUCACAGGUCAUUUCCGUUGCCAUGCUGCAGACAUUCUCUCUGCGUGCAAGGCAUACAUAGGAGGAGCUCGAGUUGGUUCUGUGGUCAAGGGAGUAGUCCAACGUGCUAGUGCAACUGAAAACAAGAACUCACCAACUUUCAAAGAUUCAGUAUCCAGAAUGAUGAAUGGUCUUAUAUCCCUUUUCACUAAGAAUGGUGCGAAGGAUUUAGACCCGUUUCGUGCCUAACUGCCUACAUGAUUGAUUAGCCAUCAAAUCUUUCAACAUGAUAAUCACAAGUUUACCCUGGUUUUGGUGCCACACUCAAUUUCGUGUACAUAGAAACUCUCAACUUUUGAAUGUAGGUAGUUGGCUUAUUGUGAAGCCAUUCUAGGUGGAAGUAAAUUGCAACAUUGAUCUACAGCUUAUGACACUUUUUUUUAAGACAAAACUGAUCACCAGAUAGUAUCAUAAUCCAUUCUUAUCGAAUGACAUUUCUUUUGCACAA
Capsicum annuum is the source of this 1588-nucleotide messenger RNA. Its product is annotated as putative ubiquitin-conjugating enzyme E2 38. The record is from RefSeq and is a predicted model, not a curated record. NCBI's taxonomy places the organism in Eukaryota, Viridiplantae, Streptophyta, Magnoliopsida, Solanales, Solanaceae. Gene Ontology annotation, molecular function: ubiquitin conjugating enzyme activity.